Mucor mucedo is the source of this 971-nucleotide messenger RNA. RefSeq lists its product as uncharacterized. Lineage: Eukaryota; Fungi; Mucoromycota; Mucoromycetes; Mucorales; Mucoraceae. The coding region runs from base 349 to 720 and encodes 123 amino acids. The transcript has 2 exons. The record is from RefSeq and is a predicted model, not a curated record.
UUAAUACUUUAUCUUGCCACCGUAAACAAACAUAAUUCGUAAUGCAAGUAGUUCGAUGAUGCUUGCUGGUGAUGUAAUACUCAGUGCACCCUUUGGUUGUUCAGGAAGGGGUGAUCCACUUUCCCUAAUUCUCUUAAUGCUGCCUUGCACUGUUGCCUUCAGAGUACCAUCCUCUUUGGAAAUGCAACUCAUUGAGAGAACUUCCGACAUGUCCUUUUUAUCUUGGGUGAAGAGAAACACUUGGUUAGUGCUAUUGCGACCAACAAAAGAACAAUUUCCGAGAAAGAUGUGUAUGGAAUUUGGUUCCCCAUUGUCAAGAAACUUGUUUGUAUCGAGAAGGUUAUUAGAAUGAAACAGGGUGAAAAUGUAAGCCUAUACACAACUAAAAGAAAACAAGCUGCAUAUCCCAACUUUGAGAAAGUGAGAAGAUUCGAAACUGAUAUACGAUUGCUUUUGGAUUACGACAAGUAUGAGUUUGAUUUAUGCGUGGGUAAAGUGGCAAUAAAUUCAAAUGAUACAGACAAGCUGAUACAUAACAGGAACAAGUGUCUGCGCGAAGCGAAAGAAAUUGUCGAUCAUCAUUUGGAAACAGGCAUGAAAGAGAACGUUGUUGGUUGGACCCUUCAAAUAGCCGGUCUUGAAGCUUGUUUGAUGUCAAUACAACUAUACCGAGAAGGCUAUUACACACAAAAAGCCCGCAUUUCUUUAAACGGUGGAUGAGCUGUUGAGCCUUUUUAAUACAGUGGUGCACACUUAAUAUACUGUUUAUAACGUUGUAUAAACAUCUAGAAUAGUACACCAAAUUCAAUCUGAACAAAACUAAAAGAUUAGUCAAAUAGAAUUAACAGUAGUAUACCAGGAAUAUCUGUACCAUAUCUCCACACUUAAUCCAAAUUUGGAUCGUUACUUCUCGUUAAGCCAUUUUAAUUUUUUAAAAAAGUAUACACAAUUUUAGAAGAAUUGAAGCACUU